UUGGCCCGAGUGGGUAGCGCGCGGGAUCCGAGUGGCCCGUCUAGUCACGCGCGGAGGCUAGGCUAGGUCCUGCUUCCUUCCCGGGAAUCCUUCUGGGCCCAGGAAGGUCUGGCUGGGUCCCCGUGACCACAGACCCGAGGCUGGCGACGACUGCUCCCUGUGUUCGGCUUCCAUCCGGAUGGAAGAGCCUCCCGGGAAGCCCCUCAGCUGUGCGGAGAAGGAAAAGUUGAAGGAAAAGUUAGCAUUUUUGAAAAAGGAAUACAGCAAGACACUUGCUCGUCUUAAGCGUGCCAAAAGAGCUGAGAAGGUUAAGAACUCUGAGAAAGCAAUAGAAGAUUGUGUGCCCCAUCAGGAAACCUCCCCACAGCUAAGCCGCUCUGAACCUAUAAACGAAGGCUCUCCUUGUGAUACAUUACAAAUCAACCAUCUUGAUGAGGAAACUGGAGAAAACAUUGCUGUGAUCCUUGCUGUUGAACCUCAGUCCUUUAACCAUAAAAAUGGCCAAGAAGAAGAAGUAUUAUAUACACAAAGAACAGGUGACAUCCAGGAACAGUUUUUGCAUGGCAUCAGCAGCCCUGGUGGUAAGAAAGGGCAGAAUGCACUGCCUGGGAAAACAAAGAAGCAGUGGAAGAAGACAUCGGUUUCACAGGAGAGAGAGUCUUUCCUUGACCUUAAUUCUCUCGUACUCCCUGACAAGCAACGAAAGACACAGGAAGCAAUCAGCAGCAAAAGUCCUAGGUCCCCAAUAACUGAAGAGACACGCUGUUUAAGUCUGAAGUCUAAACCUCCUGGUCCUCCAUCCCUUGAUACAGAAAUUGAUGGAGAGGGUUUAUUAAUUUCACCAUCUGGCAAAUCAGAAAAGGAUAUUGAUAGACUUGUAAAAGGAAAUAAUGUCUCCAUGGAGACUACAGUUCCUUCAUGUACUGUGUCAGACAGCAAUCAUAGUCAACACCUUGAACAUCUACCUCCUAACAAUGACUGCAAAAUUACUGUUCAGGGCCCAGCUUCAUCCAUAAACCUGGAGGCACAAGGCAGAAAAAUGACUAUAGUUACAGAUAACCCAGUAGUAAAUAAAGCUGUGAAUGCCAGUGAUCAGCUGCCAGGAAGUCCUAAUUCAGAGGCAAGGAAUUCGUGUUCUCUAAAUGAUCUCACUCACAGUAACUUGCCAGCAGGUACUACCCAAAACUUUAAGUCUUUAAAAUCGGGUCACGUUGUUGGUAGAAAUGAGAAUCUUCAGGAAGAUGAAAUUCUAGGGCCGUCUAAGAACAGCCCAGCAGCAGUUUCCCCUCCCUCCACAGAAAGCCAAAUACAUUCUUGUACAGUGCUUGAAGGCCUUUUGUUUCCUGCAGAAUAUUAUGUUAGAACUACCCGUCGGAUGUCAGACUGUCAGAGAAAAAUAGCUCUGGAAGCUGUAAUUCAAAGUCACUUGGGUAUCAAGAAGAAAGGGCUUAAAAAUAACAGUAAAGCAACUAAGAGUGUAGUCCUCUCCGAUGAAGAAAGUGACCAAAGUGAAAGAAGUGUGUUGGACACAGGCACAGGACAGUCCAGCUCAGGAAGUCCCUCUCAGGAACUAAUCUCGUCAGCUGAGGUCAGCUCUCCCACAGGACCUGCUGAGGCUGACAGCCAAUCCAGGAAAGCCACUACACAGCUCCCUGGUAGAGGACACAGAGGAAGACGAAAAUCGGUCCAAGUCUCCACACUGGCUCAUUGUCAGCUGCUUUUCCCUCCUUGCAGCACACUGGGUGUUAACAUGUCCAAGGGCAAAUUCACCAAGCAUAAGUGUCCAAAUGGAAAAGUGAUUAUUCACGACUUCGAGUUACCUGAUGAAGAAUUUGGGCCUCUUAAGCUUGAAAAAUUGAAGUCCUACUCAGAAAAACUGAUUGAGUCAUCUGACUCAAAAAACUAUGGAGAGGGGCUUCCUAGGGAAGGAAAUUGUGCCACUCUGGAGGACCUGCAGAUAGAUUCAGAAAUGGAGGACUUGGAGGAGAAACUCAUGGCUCCAUCAGGAGAAGCACAGCAUCCAGGGCCAACCCUGAAAAGGCAGCAAAGGACCAAAGGCAUUUCUUCAUCCAUAGUGCUUUUCACUCCUACAGAUACGGCUGCAUCUAACCACAGUGCCAGAUCCUCGGCCUACCCAUGUUCACCUGCUUUCCCCAUCUUAGGCAAGACUCCAGCUUUUGCCUCCCAAGCAACCAGUGAGAAUGUAGCUGCUGAAGUUGGACAGACUUGCUCUGCAUCCCGACCUUCUCACUUGGGAGACACAAGCAGUCUUGCUAGUAACAAACAAUGCAACAGUUCAGCCAGCUCACCAAAACUGGAUACCAACCUGCAUGUGUCAGGUAGGCAAGGACAACCUGCCUGUGACGGUGACUCUGGCCUCCAGGCAACACCUCUGCCCAUUGAGUCAUUCACUUUCAGAGAAAAUCAGCUCUGUGGAAAUGCAUGCCUCGAGUUACAGGAACAUUCCAUUGAACAGACUGAAAUCGCAGACCUCCCUACUCAGGACAGCUUGAAUCCAGGCAGCCUACAGUUGGUCUCAAAGUUCAAGAAUCCUUCCAGUUCCUGUUCUGUGGAUGUGAGUGCCGUGUGGUGGGAAAGAGCUGCUGCUAAGGAGCCGUGUAUCAUAACUGCUUGUGAAGAUGUAGUUUCUCUUUGGAAACCCUUGGAUACUUUGCAGUGGGAAAAAGUUCAUACCUGGCACUUCACAGAGGUUCCAGUGUUACAAAUAGUUCCAGUGCCUGAUGUUUACAAUCUUAUAUGUGUAGCUUUGGGAAAUUUGGAAAUCAGAGAAAUCAGGGCAUUGCUGUGUUCCUCUGGUGAUGAAAGUGAAAAGCAAGUACUACUGAAAUCUGGAAAUAUAAAAGCUGUGCUUGGCCUGACAAAGAGAAGACUAGUUAGUAGCAUUGGAACCUUUUGCAGUCAACAAGUACAAAUCAUGACAUUUGCUGAAGAUGGAGGUAGCAAAGAUGAACAGCUUUUGAUGCCCCCUGAUGAGACAAUACUGGCUUUUGCUGAAGUCCAAGGGAUGCAGGAUGCUCUGCUUGGUACCACCACUGUGAACAACAUUGUGAUCUGGAAUUUAAAAACUGGCCAGCUCCUGAAAAAGGUGCACAUUGAUGACUCUUACCAAGCUUCGGUCUGUCACAGAGCCUAUUCUGAGAUGGGGCUCCUAUUUGUUGUUCUGAGUCAUCCUUGUGCCAAAGAGAGCCAGGUCUUUGGAAGCCCCGUGUUUCAGCUUCUGGUGAUAAACCCUAAGACAGCUCAGAGUGUGGGUAUUCUGCUGUGCUGUCUUCCUCCAGGGCAAGCUGGAAGAUUCCUGGAAGGGGAUGUGAAAGAUCACAUCGCAGCAGCCGUCCUGACGUCCGGGACAAUUGCCGUUUGGGACUUGCUUCUGGGUCACUGCACUGCUCUCCUCCCACCCGCCUCCGAUCAGAGUUGGUCUCUGGUUAAAUGGUCAGGCACAGAUUCUCACUUGCUAGCUGGACAAAAAGAUGGCAGUGUAUUCAUAUACCGCUACUUGUAAGUUAAGAGGCAAAUAGUUUCCUGGAUAUUUUGCCUCUUAAUAGUUUUUUUUGAAAAAGAAUACAGUAUCCAAAAGACAUUUAACAUGAUUGUUUGAAUGUGUUCCCACAAACUUCAUUUUAUUCUAAUGGUGGCACUACUGACUUUGUUUAUACUUACUUUGGUGUUGUGGUUUUAAGUCCAUAUUUGCACAUUUGCUAUUA
This is a messenger RNA of Peromyscus eremicus (cactus mouse), 3725 nucleotides long. It is a transcript of the gene Palb2, whose product is annotated as partner and localizer of BRCA2. Gene Ontology annotation, biological process: double-strand break repair via homologous recombination. Lineage: Eukaryota; Metazoa; Chordata; Mammalia; Rodentia; Cricetidae. The coding region runs from base 179 to 3523 and encodes 1114 amino acids. The record is from RefSeq and is a predicted model, not a curated record. Gene Ontology annotation, cellular component: nucleoplasm. The transcript is spliced from 13 exons. Gene Ontology annotation, molecular function: protein binding; DNA binding.